GGAGCAGGAGCAACAACAACAACAACAACAGCAGCAGCAGCAACAGCCAGGAUGUCGAAUCAGCUCCCAGCUGUAGCCAACCUACCUGAGACCGAGCGGGAGGAGCGAGUCUGUGCGGCCGUAGCAGCUGGACGGAAUGGACCCGGAUUUGCCGGACUGCCUCCCUUGCUGUGCAACGGGCGCUCGAGCGGCUGUCGGUGUCAGGACACGGUGUAGGGCCAGCGCUGUCCCGCUGGGGCAAUGAUAACGUGAAAGCCCGAGUAAGGCAUCUCACCGGAUCUUUUACCCCGUGGGUCUCUCACAAAGAGAAGUUACUGAAAAAUGAACGACGGCGAGGGGCGCGGCGGCGGCACCGGCACCGGAGGAGGGGAGGGGUCAGCCGUGCAGAUCCCCAUCGGCUGGGAGCGAAGGCUCGAUCAGGAGAGGGUGGCGUACGUCAGCCCGAGCGGUACUGUCCUCUACUCUGUGGAGCAGGUGAAGAUGUACCUCUUAACCGAAGGAGCUUGCAAGUGUGGCCUGGAGUGCCCUCUGAUACUGCACAAGGUGUUUAGCUUCGAUCCGGCAGCAGCAGUUAAACACAGGACCACCGAAGAUGUCAAAGCGGACGAGGAUGUCACGAAACUCUGCAACCACAAAAGGAAAAUCAUUGCCAUGGCAACACUUCACAAAAGCAUGGAGUCGGCUCAUCCGAUGGCAUUUACGCCCAGCAGCCCCACAGCUGCAGGGAAGUGCAGCAAGUUCCCGGCCGGCUCUCCUUCGGCAGCGACGACGGCGGUGGGCAAGGCGCCCCCGGCCCUCGGGUCCGAGCGCAAGAGUGCCUUCCUCCCCCCGAGCCCGGCGGCGAGACCCUUCCGGCCGGACCGCCACCCCUGGCAGACCCCCGCCCGCUCGCCGAGGCUGGAAACCCAGCCGCCGGCGCCGGCCCCGUGCCCAGAGCUGCCGCCGGGCUCCGCUCGCCCGCCCCCCUCGCCCCACCGGGACCCGGCGGCGCCUCUCCUCCCCGCGGCUCGCCCCACCCCGGCGAGCUGCUCCCUCGGCCCCCAGCGCCCGGGACCGGCGAGCGCCGGCGGCCGGGCGUCGUGGUCGCCGCGGGACUUGAGGGCCCCCGCCGAGUUGGGGGUCUGCCCCUCCCUGCCCCCCUGCGCCGCCCCCACCACCACCACCACCACCAACACCACCACCACCACCACCACCACCUCCUCCUCCUGCUCCAGGUCACCGCGGACCCUGAGCUCCCCGGCGUCCCCUCUGCCGCCCAGCCUGAUAGGGCCGCUCUGGCCAUGCCACGACCCGGUCAGCCCCAUCUCCUCCUCCUCCUCCUCCUCCUCCUCCUCCCCCACCUCCUCCUCCCCCACCUCCUCCUCCUCCUCCUCCUCGGCGAGUGGCCACCGCAGCCGGCCGGCCGAGCCCCCGCCGCCCCCCAGCCUCCUCGGCGUGCCUUUAAGCCAGAUCCUCGGCCACCCCGGCGCGGCCUUCUUCCCAGCCAGCAGCCUCCUCUCCGCCGCGGCCAAAGCCCAGCUGGCCAGCCAGGGCGGGGCCAGGGGGGCCGCGGCCGGAGCCACCAGCACUUUACCCCCCGGCGGCCCCCGCUCCCGGGAGCCGUGCCGCCGCCGCCGGCGGCCUGCGCCGCCCACUGUGCUCAGCCUGCUGAGAGACGCGCAGGCCGACGGCCCCCGCCCCUCCCCGGCGCCCCCUCCCCCUCCCCCUCCCCUGCCCGCCACGGUCGCCAGCGCCGACAGCCGCCCGCUGGGCCCGGGCCGCCUCCUGAUGGACGUGCUGACACCCCGGGGCCGGUUGACUCAGCUCGAGGCGCCGCCGGCGAGGGUCCCGGCGCCCACCCUGCUGGUUGUGCCCAGCAGCCUCCAGAACGUCGCCAGUCGCGGUGAGCUCGGUGCGUCCGCCUGCGGGGCUUCUCUGUCCGGUUCGCUGAACCUGGGUCAGCCUCUGACCGCCGGCAUCUGCGGCUGCCCCGCUCCCCCCCAGGACCCGGCGCCGGGCCAGCGGGCUGCGGGGGAGGACCCCUGCCGGGCCCCGGGAGCCCCCCCGGGCCAGCCGGACGGCGGAGGUGCGGCCGGAGCGCCACGCAGCCCCCCGAGGAGCGGCCAGCCGGAGGAGGAGGAGGAGGAGGAGGACGAGUCCGGGCUCUGCCAAGGCCAGGACGUGGCGGAGGAGGCCUCCUGGCGGUGCGGCGCCGGCGCCGGCGGCUCGCUGGCCAACGGCGAGGUCUCAGGGCACAACGGCACCGCGGACGGACCCGGGGGCGCCGGCUGGGAGUGCGUGAACGGACGGUGCGGGCCCGGGGCCGGCUCAGGAGGGCCGGCGGGGCUCCACAGGCUCGGCACGUCGGGCCCCCAGCCGGGCCAGCCGAACGGCUUCCCCCCGCGGCCAGGCAAGCGAGGGGGCCAGGGCAACGCACAGCACCCCAGUCUGGGGAAGGCAGCGCAAGACAAGGUGACCCCGGACGCUGUGCGAACGCUGCCUGGAACACUCGACAGCCCCCACAGAACCAGAAAAAGAAGCAGAAACACUCCCAAAAUGAGCAACACUCUGGAAGUUGCCUUGCAGGAGGCGAUGAUGGAACUGGACCAAAUAACAGCCAAUGCUAGCCAACGCACUCCGAAAGUCAAACUACGGAAGCCACUUAGAAGCAAGCAGCGAAAAGUCAUCCGGUGACGAAGGCCUCCAGGGCAGAGGAGGAGAGUGUUGGAUGCGCGAGGUCGUCUGGGAAAACAUGUUUUUAUAUAUAUAUAUAUUAUAUAUAUAUUAUAUAUAUUUUUAAUUUUA
This is a messenger RNA of Carcharodon carcharias (great white shark), 2784 nucleotides long. It is a transcript of the gene mbd6, whose product is annotated as methyl-CpG binding domain protein 6. The transcript has 9 exons. Gene Ontology annotation, molecular function: chromatin binding; DNA binding. The record is from RefSeq and is a predicted model, not a curated record. Gene Ontology annotation, cellular component: chromocenter; nucleus. Lineage: Eukaryota; Metazoa; Chordata; Chondrichthyes; Lamniformes; Lamnidae. Bases 322 to 2673 code for a protein of 783 amino acids.